AAAGAGCCAGAACAUGACAAUUAAAAUUUGACAUUGACAAAAAUGACAAAAACCAAAUGUUACAUUGACAAUUAGGUAAUGGGAGCGACAUCUAUUGGAGGAGGCAGAAAGCAUACGCUCGACACAACAUUGAAUGGGGAAGAUUUCUAUAAGUAGGCAUAAGCAGGACCUUGGAAACUUGGGGUAUUGAAGGAACACUGAAAAAGCUCUUCUACUCCUCGAUAUAUAGAUGGCGGAUAACAUAGAAAACGUCGAAGAAAACCCUAUCAACGACAUGGAACGUUCAGUUUCACCAAGCUCGGAAAAUAGGUGUCAGGUUGCUCCGGCUGUAACAUCACUCGCGGAGAAUGAAUCAAGCGCAGAAAAACGGCCACUUACUACAGCAUCCCUAAAAUCUAAGCGCAGCAAACUCUCACAAAUGUUUUCAUUAAUUGACGAUUUAAAAAAUAUAGAUAAAAGUAUGGAAGAAACAGAACAUGACGUAUUUGGAAAGAGUGUAUCAGCUCAAUUAAAGAAAUUAUCCGAAGAACUAGCAAUCAUUGCUCAAGAAAAAAUACAAAGCAUAUUAACUCAAUGCAGACUUGCUGAUAUAAAAGCCAAGAAACCUAAUUCCGCAUAUUUUAAUAUUCAGCAACCGGUGCAAUCAAACAUGCAGUCUCAAGCGUAUACCAGCGUCCAAUAUCAGCAGUCGAGCUACCAGCCAGCAUUAUACUGUCCCCCAAGCACUACAAGUUCUUCUUCGGCUUCUCACUACAACGAUGAUUUUUCCCCAAUUUCAUAUCACAAUGACAGCCUGGACGCAAGCACACAAGCCAGUGAUAUAAUAGCGACUGCUUUGAGAAAUAUGUAA
Messenger RNA from Anthonomus grandis grandis, 850 nucleotides. RefSeq lists its product as uncharacterized. The record is from RefSeq and is a predicted model, not a curated record. The transcript is spliced from 2 exons. The coding region runs from base 230 to 850 and encodes 206 amino acids. Lineage: Eukaryota; Metazoa; Arthropoda; Insecta; Coleoptera; Curculionidae.